This is a messenger RNA of Microthlaspi erraticum, 3735 nucleotides long. NCBI's taxonomy places the organism in Eukaryota, Viridiplantae, Streptophyta, Magnoliopsida, Brassicales, Brassicaceae. The record is from the annotation of a GenBank genome assembly.
AUGGUUGAGACAAGGCGUAGCUCUUCGGCUUCUAAACGGUUGUGUUCUUCUUCUCCUGAAACUUCAUCCUCACGGCCUAGCAAACGAUCCAAGGCGGCGGAAGAACCGGCAGGGUCUUCGUCGGCGAGCGAAGUGCCGGUUGAGAAUCAGAAUCAGAAUCCGGUGUCGGAUCCUGGAUCGGAAUCUGGAGAGCCGGAACUUAGAAGUUGUGAUCCACAGAGUAAUGGUGCGGAAAGGCCAGUUGCUACAACCGAUGUGCCGAUGGAGAAUUGUCCUGAGACCGACACAAAUCCAGAAGUUGAAGGCUUGGUAACACCUACUCCCGCAGAAGAAGUUGUGGUGAAAGCUGCCAAGGCGAAGAAGAAGGCUGAGAAGGCUCCUUGGGCGAAACUUCUUUCACAGCAUCCACAGAACCCUCAUGUUGUUAUGAGAGGCUCUGUGUUUACUGUUGGACGGCGAGGAUGCGAUUUAUGUAUUAGGAAUCAAACUAUGCCCAGCGUUCUGUGUGAAGUGAGGCAGUCCGAGCACGGAGGUACAUCAGUUGCAUCGCUGGAGAUAAUAGGAAGUGGAGUUACUGUUCAGGUCAAUGGAAAGAAUUACCCAAGGAGUACUUGUGUUCAUCUCCGAGGUGGCGAUGAGGUUGUCUUCAGCACCCCUGGGAAACAUUCUUACAUAUUUCAACCUCUGAAAGAUGGAAAUCUAACUGCUCCAGACAGAGCUUCUUCCUUGAGCAUUUUUGAAGCGCAAAGUGCCCCUCUGAAAGGGCUUCAUGUUGAGACAAGAGCAGGGGGCUCUUCAUCUCUUACUCGGACCUCUUUAUUGGCAUCUUUAAAAAAGUUACGCAAUGUGCCUUUUCUACCACCUACUGCUAAAAAUGCCAAUAGGCAGCAAAACUCAGAGGUCCCUGUGCUACCUUCUAGUUGCAAUGAUUGUCUUCCGGAUGUGGACAUGAACGACGCUGAUAGUAAUAAUGAUCAUGCUGCUAUUGCUUCAACGGAGAAAACUGUUGCUUCCACCUCUUGUGCUGCCAACGAUGACCAGAAUGCCGAUGUAAAUGGAAUGGAUCCUUUUCAAGAAGCUGAUGGUGGAAAUAUUCCUGGUUCUGGCUAUGAAAUGAGACCAGUUUUUCGUGUACUUGGGGAUCCUUGUGAACUUGAUCUAAAGGGUAGUAUUUCCAAAAUACUGGUGGAUGAUCCAAGGGAAAAGAAGCAAAUGCUUAAAGAAUCAUCAGCUUUGGUAUCAACUAGACGUCAAGCUCAUAAGGAUAGUCUGCAAGGAGGAGUACUCAGCCCUCAGGACAUAGAAGUUACCUUUGAGAACUUCCCAUACUUCUUAAGUGGCGCAACUAAGGAUGUGUUGAUUACAUCAACAUAUGUCCAUAUGAAGUGUGAAAGCAAGUACAUGAAGUAUGCAUCGGAUUUGUCAACAAUGUGUCCUCGUAUCUUACUCUCUGGACCAGCUGGCUCUGAGAUAUAUCAAGAAAUGUUAGCAAAAGCGCUUGCAAAAGAUUUUGGGGCCAAAUUGAUGAUUGUUGACUCUCUCUUGUUACCUGGGGGAUCGACAGCGAAGGAAGCGGAUCCUACAAAAGAAAGUUCUAGGCGUGAAAGACUGUCUGUACUUGCUAAACGCGUACAGGCUGCCCAAGCUGCUGUUUUGCAUCACAAGAAACCAACUUCAAGUGUUGAAGCUGAUAUAACAGGUGGAUCAACAUUGAGUUCUCAGGCUGUUCGGCAAGAAUUAUCAACUGCAACAUCUAAAAGUUACACCUUCAAAGCAGGGGAUCGAGUAAAGUUUGUAGGUCCUUCAGCUACUUCACUUGGUUCUUUCCAAGCCCAAUUUAGGGGACCGUUAGUAAGUUACCAGGGAAAAGUACUCCUUGCGUUUGAAGACAAUGGAUCUUCAAAAAUCGGUGUUAGAUUCGAUAGGCCGAUAGUAGAUGGCAAUGAUCUUGGUGGUCUAUGUGAAAAAGACCGUGGCUUUUUCUGUACUGCGAGUUCGCUUCGGUUAGAUAGUUCUUCCAGCGACGAUGCUGAUAAACUUGCCAUUAAUGAAAUCUUUGAGGUGGCUUUUAAUGAAAGUGAAAGAGGAUCAUUGAUACUGUUCCUUAAAGACAUUGAAAAAUCUGUUGGGGGAAGCACUGAUGUGUAUGUAAAUUUGAAGAGCAAGCUUGAGAAUUUGCCGGAGAAUAUUGUUGUCAUAGCCUCACAAACCCAGUUGGACAGCCGAAAGGAGAAAUCCCACCCUGGAGGUUUCUUAUUCACAAAGUUCGGCAGUAGCCAGACUGCAUUGCUAGAUCUUGCAUUUCCGGAGAACUUUGGUGGUAGACUGCAGGAUAGGAACAAAGAAAUGCCUAAAUCGGUGAAACAAGUCACUAGACUAUUUCCUAACAAAGUGACCAUACAAUUACCUGAGGAUGAAGCCUUGCUAUUGGACUGGAAGGAGAAACUUGAACGUGAUACAGAGAUCCUGAAGGCUCAAGCUAAUAUUACUACCAUCCGUGCGGUCCUUAACAAAAACCGUUUAGACUGUCCUGACCUUGAAACCUUGUGCAUCAAAGAUCAAACCCUUCCGUCUGAUAGUGUGGAGAAAGUGAUUGGCUGGGCUUUGUGUCACCACCUUAUGAAUUGCUCAGAACCGACGAUCAAAGACAACAAGCUUAUCAUCUCGGCAGAAAGCCUCACAUAUGGCUUGCAGGUGUUGCAUGGGAUUCAAAACGAGAACAAGAGCACAAAGAAAUCUCUUAAAGAUGUCGUAACUGAUAAUGAAUUCGAGAAAAAACUCCUAUCAGAUGUCAUUCCUCCAAGCGAUAUCGGUGUUUCAUUCAACGAUAUUGGAGCUUUGGAAAAUGUGAAAGACACUUUGAAGGAGUUGGUGAUGCUUCCUCUUCAAAGACCUGAAUUGUUUGGCAAAGGCCAGCUUACAAAGCCUACAAAGGGUAUAUUGUUGUUUGGACCGCCUGGUACGGGGAAGACAAUGCUCGCAAAGGCGGUAGCUACCGAGGCUGGUGCAAACUUUAUCAAUAUUUCAAUGUCUAGCAUUACUUCAAAGUGGUUUGGCGAGGGAGAGAAAUAUGUAAAAGCUGUUUUCUCUUUAGCAAGUAAGAUAGCCCCAAGCGUCAUUUUUGUUGAUGAGGUUGAUAGCAUGUUGGGAAGACGGGAGAAUCCAGGAGAACAUGAGGCAAUGCGUAAGAUGAAGAACGAAUUCAUGAUAAACUGGGACGGCUUACGCACAAAGGAUAAAGAAAGAGUCUUAGUACUGGGUGCUACCAAUAGACCGUUUGACCUUGACGAAGCAGUAAUCAGACGACUUCCCCGAAGGUUGAUGGUUAAUCUGCCGGAUGCAGCAAACAGAGCAAAGAUCUUGAGCGUAAUUUUGGCAAAAGAAGAGAUGGCACAAGACGUAGAUUUAGAAGCUUUAGCAAAUAUGACAGAUGGCUACUCCGGAAGUGACUUAAAGAAUCUUUGUGUGACCGCGGCACAUCUUCCUAUCCGAGAGAUACUGGAAAAAGAAAAGAAGGAGAAAAGUGUGGCUGAAGCUGAAAAGAGACCAGUGCCACAAUUAUAUAGCAGCACAGACAUUAGACCCUUGAACAUGAGUGAUUUCAAGGCCGCACAUGAACAGGUAUGUGCGAGUGUGUCGUCUGAUUCAUCGAACAUGAAUGAGCUUCAGCAAUGGAACGAGCUUUAUGGAGAAGGAGGCUCGAGGAAGAAGACAUCCCUAAGCUAUUUCAUGUAA